Molecule: messenger RNA, 1077 nt
Organism: Aspergillus aculeatus ATCC 16872
Lineage: Eukaryota; Fungi; Ascomycota; Eurotiomycetes; Eurotiales; Aspergillaceae
Product: zinc-binding alcohol dehydrogenase family protein
Exons: 1
Coding region: 1-1077 (358 amino acids)
Molecular function (GO): oxidoreductase activity, acting on NAD(P)H
Source: RefSeq, a predicted model, not a curated record
AUGAAAGCGGUCAUCACACAUCGAUUCUUGCCUAAGCGUCUCCUGAGUCUCGCUCUCCGGAGCCCUCUUGGGCAGGGCGCGCAAGUCAAGGAUGUCCCAAUCCCAAGCAUCACCGAUGAUGAAGUCUUGGUCAAGGUACGCGCUGUCGCGCUGAACCCCAUCGACUUCAAAGACAUUGAUUUCAUUUCCCCGCGCAACUCUGCCAUUGGCUGCGACUAUGCGGGCGAGGUGGCUCGGGUCGGCAAGAAUUCAGGACAGCGUUGGAAGGUUGGAGACAGAAUCGCUGGCUUUGUCCACGGUGGCUUGUAUCCCGAGGUUGGCUCCUUCGCAGAGUACCUGAAAGUCGAUGGAGACUUGGCCUGGAAGGUGCCGGACGAAAUGACCCUGAGCGAAGCCACCACCUACGGAGUUCCCGCCGCCACCGCGAUGCUGGGCCUUUCGUACCUUGAUAUUGCCCGGGUGGAUAUUGAGAACGGACGCAGCAAGCAACAAGGUGACCAACCGACCAUUCUCAUCUAUUCAGGAGGCUCGAACGUCGGUCUCUUCGCCAUUCAAUUAGCCAAGAGAGCAGGAUACACGGUUGUGGUCACGGCCUCGCCACGUUCCUUCGACCUCGCAAAGCGCUAUGGUGCCGAUGCAGUCUACGACUAUCGGACAUCUGCCUCCAUUGGCGAGAUCAAGAAAGCCUAUCCGAACAUCACCAAAGCUCUGGACUGCUUUUCCGAAGGCACUUCCGCCGCCUUCUGUGCUGAUGUGUUUCGAGAGGACAGUGGCAAAGUGAUCACGCUUCUUGAUCAAGGAAAGCCGCGGAAGGCAAAUGUGACUUAUGAUUUCCUCAUGGUUUACACUGCCUUCGGUCGCAAGUUCCAGUUGCUGGCGCCCCUUGGCCCCGUGUUCCCAGUGAGGCCGGCAGACCGCGAAGUCAUCGCCAAAUUUUAUGAUAAUCUAUCCAGCCUGAAUCUGCGGCCUCCACCCAUCACAACAAUUAAGGGCGGAUUCAACGAGAUAUUUGAAGGUUUAGAUACACUUCGCAAGAAAGAAGGUGGAGGUACAAAGCUUGUUGUCGAGUUUCAAUGA